Oppia nitens is the source of this 1590-nucleotide messenger RNA. It is a transcript of the gene Hmt4-20, whose product is annotated as histone-lysine N-methyltransferase KMT5B-like. Bases 28 to 1554 code for a protein of 508 amino acids. NCBI's taxonomy places the organism in Eukaryota, Metazoa, Arthropoda, Arachnida, Sarcoptiformes, Oppiidae. The transcript has 6 exons. Gene Ontology annotation, molecular function: histone H4K20 methyltransferase activity; protein binding. Gene Ontology annotation, cellular component: nucleus. The record is from RefSeq and is a predicted model, not a curated record.
GCAUCGGCGUCGRCGGCGACGACAACAAUGUCGGCCAACACACCGAUGACGGCACUCGAGUUGUGUGAGGCCGACGACAUAGCCACCAGUCUUGUCGUUGACCAGUAUUUAGGUUUUACCACACAUAAGAUGAACACAAGAUUUCGGGCGCCAAAGAUAUCACCCAAAGAUCACAUCCGCAACGUAUUGGCCGCGUUCAAGAAGAGCCGCAUCAAUGGCCAACAGCAGACGGCUAUCGAUAAACUGAUGGCCGGCGAGUGGGCUAACAAUUUAUAUCAUAACAAAAGCGAACGAAUGAAGCGAAUCAUUAGAAAUCAUUUGACAAACUUUCUGAAAAUGUUUGAUAUAAGAGCUGGUUAUGAGAUCAGGCCGUGUCAUAGGUAUUCAAUGGAGGGUAAAACGGGAGCCAAACUGUGCGCCACACAGAAGUGGCUCAAAAAUGAAAAGAUUGAGUAUUUGAUCGGUUGUAUCGGCGAACUAACUGCCAAAGAGGAACAGGAACUACUGAAGCCGGGUGUCAACGAUUUUUCAGUAAUGUAUUCGUGCCGCAAAAAUUGUGCCCAACUAUGGCUGGGUCCGGGCGCCUACAUCAAUCACGAUUGUCGACCCAACUGUCGGUUUGUCAGUACUGGCCGUCAGACGGCUUGCGUUAAAGUUCUGCGACCGAUAGAUGUCGGCGAAGAGAUUACCUGUUUCUAUGGCGAAGAUUUUUUCGGUGACGAAAACUGUUUUUGCGAAUGCGAAACAUGCGAACGCCGGGGAACGGGAGCUUUUGCUCAACGRUUGUUGGCCAGUAGUAGUAAUAGUAGUUUAGACCGUCAACUCGUGGCCAACAACAACAACACUGCCAACAAUAGUAAUAAUAAUAAUAUAAACACUCAUGAAAUCAAUAAUAAUAAUAAUAGUAUUAGUAAUUGUCUAACAAUUAAUAGUAAUUUAAAUAAUUUGCUAACAAAUCAUAAUAAUAAUAAUAAUAAAAGACAAACGUAUUCAUUAAGAGAAACAGAUAAUCGACUUAAACGACAGGCAAGAAAACAGCAAUUGAAAAAAGAAGAAGAAAUGAGUCCCAAACACUUUUCAAUCCAUUCAAGUGAUAACAACAACAACAACAAUAAUAAUAAUAAUAACUCAAAGACAUCGUCGACGACAKCGACAACAACCGCAACAACGACGACGACAGCGACACAUAAUUUAAGAUCAAAUACAAGUAAAUCUUUAGGCGAAGAGUUGAUUCAGAAUACAUCGAUUUGCGAACAGCUUAUGGAUGAUAAUCUAAGCGAAGAUGAAAACAGUUUGACUAUUGUUACCGAACCUAAACCCAAAAGACUUAAAGUGAUGGCUAAGAAUAAUGUKAAAAAGAGAUCAAAGAAGAAAAGACAAUCAAAGAUAAAAACUACAACAACAACGUCAUCGACAUCUUCGGCGACGACAACUAUGACAUCGAUUGGUAAUAAGAAACUAACGAAUAAUAAUAAUAAUAGCAACAAAAAUAAUAGGACAACAAAUUCACAGUCAAAAUCCUCAAAUACUAAGGGAGGGAAAGGACACCACUAAACAUCAACGACUGAUAUCGCCAUCAACAACAACAAC